Molecule: messenger RNA, 1296 nt
Organism: Diutina rugosa
Lineage: Eukaryota; Fungi; Ascomycota; Pichiomycetes; Serinales; Debaryomycetaceae
Exons: 1
Coding region: 1-1296 (431 amino acids)
Cellular component (GO): endoplasmic reticulum
Molecular function (GO): ubiquitin binding
Source: RefSeq, a predicted model, not a curated record
AUGGCGAUAACGGAUAUCCUCAAUAGCCUCUUUGGCCGCGACCAGCAGGAACCGUCGCCGGAGGUGCCUGGAUCAUACAUACGGCUUGAAGAAGACCGUCCCGAGCCGACAUUUCUACGGCGCCCGUCUAAAGUGGUCACCGCGAUUAACUUCGUCGUGAUUAAAGCCAUGGCCAUCAUCAUGCAACUCGUCUCGCGGGUGAUGGCGGUGGUGCUCAAUUUGAUCCAUUUCCCCGACGCCCAGCUGCUGCGGGACUCGUUAAGCUAUACCCAAUUGCUCGACCCUAUUGAUAAAGUGAAUAAGUUUGUGCGCGGGCUAGAGGACCAUUUGCCUAACGAUGCCGACCGGUCACAGCUCCCCCCGUUCUUUGAAGGACUGUGUUCUCAAGCGUUUUAUAUGGCUACCCGUCGAGCCAAGUUUUUGUUCGUGUAUUUGACUAACGACGAAAACGAACACGCGCUGUCGAUAUUCCAUCAAAUUGUCCUCAAUCCUGACUUCCGCAGGUUGUUUACCAACCCUAAUAUCCUCAUAUGGGGCGGCGACCUUACUAAUCCUGAAGCUUACCAAUUAGCUAAUUCUUUGGGAGUGACGAAGUUUCCGUUUUUGGGUCUCUUAUGUUUGACUAGAUCGACAAAGAUGACACCUAUGGGUCCCGUGAAAACGCUGCCGACAAUCUCGUUGGUGCUGAAGAUUCAAGGCGGUCUCACUCCACAAACUAAUGCCUCGGCUCUCAUUCAGACGAAAUUUGUUACUACGCUAGCCAAGUACCUGGAGGAGCUUGGAGUAAUGAGACUGGAGCUUAUGGAAAAGUACCAGCACGAGUUGAUGAUGCGGCAAAUGAAACUGCGCUAUGAAGAACUGUUACAACGCGAUAAGCUUAAGAAGAUCCACCGUCAACGCAAACAGGAUGAGGACCAGUGGCUUCGGUAUCAGGCUACUCAUAAGUUUGCCACCCCCGAUCAGACUCAAGGAGCACGGGUGGCAUUCAAGUUCAACGACGGUAGUCGCCGUCAAAUCAAUAUCGAUGGCAACCGCAAGGUGGAGGACUUGUACAUAUACGUUGAGCUUUGGAACCGCGGGUUUUUGGGUGACGAUGGUCCCUCGACGCUGCUGGAUCUUUCCGAGCUGGAGUUUAACCAAAAGUACGCCAACUUCCACAUGCAGUAUACGUUCUCAUUGGCUCUGGCGUCGCCUCCUCGCCAGAAGUUGGACGAUGUGAGGGAUCAACAGAUUAAUAGCAUCCUGGCGGUGUACCCGAGCGGGCUCUUGGUGGUACAGCAACACGACGAUGCGUAA